Molecule: messenger RNA, 1456 nt
Organism: Oryctolagus cuniculus (rabbit)
Lineage: Eukaryota; Metazoa; Chordata; Mammalia; Lagomorpha; Leporidae
Source: RefSeq, a predicted model, not a curated record
GCCUCGCCCUGGCCGCCCCCCGCCCCAAGUCCUAGUUACAGUUAGGGUUGGUGUGCGAGCGCGCGCGCCGCGUGUGUUUUCCUCUGCAGUGACAUUUUCUCCAAAUCAAAAGAAAAUGAAGUGUAAGUUGAGCCUUGCUGCAGGCGGCCCUGGAUCUCGGCUUUCAGAUUGGGGGUUCGGGAGUGGGAAGCUCUGGGCUGGGCGAUGCUACACCCCGGGGGUCAGGGUGGGGUGCGCAAGCGAGCGCCCCAGGACUGGCCAGCCCCGCCCCAGGGAAGUCGAGGAACGAGCGCGGCCGACGCCCGGCUGGUUCAAGUGCGUUUGGGGUGGACGCGGCAGCUCCCGGAGCGAGUUCUCCGCUGCCCAGCCCCCACCCCCGGGUCCGGAGUUCAGCGUGCACCGCUGCCCUGGGCGCCCCUCUCCGCGGGUCCCUCAGCCCCGCUGGGCCGCCCGCCUGAGGCUCGAACCCUCGCGCCUCGCUCUGGGUGGUUGCUGAGGGGCGCGGGCGGGCACCUGGUUCCCGCCGUGCCCUGGCGCGGCCCACGCCCACGCUGGGGGGGAGGUCACCCCCGAGCCCAUCGUGGAAGCUUCACCCGGGGAAGAAGCCCCAGUCCGCUCCGCGCUGUUCCGAGUGGCCGCUGGACCCGGCAGGAAGCGGCUGGAACGCCCGCGCGCGCCCUUGCCGCCGGCCUUGGCUUUGCUGACGAGAGCGGCUCCCGCGCCCGUCUCGCCUCCCCUCCCCCACGGGCCCGCGCAGGAGGAGACUUGGUGCUUGUAUGAUGUUGCUCGGAGCUCACAUUUCGGGCUGAAGUUCAUAAGUCCUUCAAAAAGUAUUUUCGCAAGUAUGGAAACAUCUCAACUAUUAGUUUUGACUCUCUCCAGCUAGAUCCGUGAGUGUGGUUGUUUUCCCUAAUUUUUAAAUAAGAUUAAUGUAACCCCUUCAAGGAUUGGAAUGGAGAGAAGAGGAUUUCCAAGUCUAUCUAAAAUUGUACAAUAAAAACAUUUGUGUCAAGAAACUGGGGGACUUACACAUUUUAAUUGAAUGUAAAAACAUGUUUUAAAGUGGUUCUGCCAAGCCAUUUGUCCCUCUUCAAAAAAAUUAAAAACUCAGACACUAUUUUUAUCCAACAGAAGUGGGGUAGUCAAGCAUACAAAUACUAUCAGUGUAACAUUCGGUUCUGUAAAGGUAGUAGAUACUCUUAAUGUAUCCUGACGAAAAGGGAAUAUUCUCGGCCAUUUAAAUGUUUGAGGGAUUUGAGAAGAAGUUUGUAAAUGCAUUUUACCACUGAAAUCUAGAGGGAGGACCAUUAAAAUGUACCAGCAAUUAUAUGCUAAGUUGCAGAAGUGUUUUUUAAUAGUUUUUUAAACUUUGAAAAUCUUAUGUGUGUUUUAAUUAGUACCUUUGUUUUAAAUGUUACAUAAGUUAUACGAUAAAUAAAAGUAUUGGAAUUUGUUC